Molecule: messenger RNA, 1379 nt
Organism: Cladocopium goreaui
Lineage: Eukaryota; Dinophyceae; Suessiales; Symbiodiniaceae
Source: the annotation of a GenBank genome assembly
CAGGUUCCCUAGCACGCAUGCCCCGAGCUUGCCCCGAGCCUGCCCAAAGCUGACCCCUGGCCAUGGCCAUGUUCAAGCUCCUUGCAAUCACAUGGGCCGCUUCCACCUUGGGCCUUGAUUGCCAAGGUGAAGAUUGCGAGGGUUCGUCUCUUGCCCAACUUCAAGUCCAGCGGGCAGGGAUUCCUAAGACAUGCCAUCACCAGGGUCACGACUUUACGUGUGACUCUUGUCAGGGUUGCGCUGCUGGGCAAUGCAUUGGACUUACGUGUGAUGAGAAGUGUCAAAUGUCUUGCUCCCACGGGUAUUGCGUUGCUGGAACUUGCCACGCUCCAGCUUGCGCUAACUGGCCCGACUGUGGGGACAGAGACUCCUGCAACGGAUGCAAGAAGACCGUUAAUACUAAAGGUACCAGGGUUGAUGAUGGGCGACUAAAUUGCGGCGACAACUCAUGCUCGAACUCUACUUUUGAGUUGGCCACUGGUUCCAGACUUGGGCCAUAUAUUUAUUGUGUCAAUGGCGCUUGUCGCCAAUCCAGCUUUACGAAAUUGACCCACAUGGUUUGUGACACCGUCAGUGGGCCAGACAAUCCUGACACAUGCGGUGGCAGUUCAAUGGCAUUCUUCUCCCCGCAGUUCAAGGUGCCUCUCACGCUUUUGUGCGGCAUUCGGUCUUGCAGGGGGGUGUCCGUGACGGCCAGCAACAACCUGCGCCUUGUCGUGUUUCUGAACCCUGCCGGCGAUGUCCCAAAGAGCAUCGAAAUGUCAGAAGGCUGUUUGGUGCUGAAAUGCACCUGGGACAAGUGCGACCACCGAGUUCUCGAUCAAAUCGAUUUAAAGCUGGGAAGCAAGGCCAGCUGCGCAGCAGUGAAUUAUGGGGACGACAAAUUGCCUACCGCUUGCCGAGACAAGAAGGCUGUCUCUUGUGGGACAGACCUCAUGGCGUGAGAUCUUUACCCGACAGGCAGCAGCUCCGUUUUGAGCGCAGUAUUAGAUCCCUUUUUGAUCUUUGUUGCGUUCAUUGUUUGCAUGUUUUCAUACCUUCUGAGCGGAAGGCUGUAGCGCGCCGUGCUGCACAGUAGGCUUCCAGCGACAGCAUUGUGACCGAUGAGUAGCACUGUGGAAAGAGAUGGAAAGAGAUUGAAAAAUUACUCCGAUGGGUGGGCGUGCAUCAUUGGUCUUGGAUGUUUUACUGCCGGGGAAAGCAGUGAGCUGGAUAUGCUGUUGUAACUUGAUCACGAUUAUCUUGCUAGAAAUGCAUGUGAUUGAGUUUUGCUUUGCCCCAGUAUCCGCGAACUCAGGUGGCCCGAAUGUUUUUGGAUUGCACACCAUUCGUCCCGGUUCUCCGGAUUCAAUUUGCUCCCGCGUGUCUCCCAAUUCAAG